AUGGCGACUAUCAAGCGUUUAUUAUUUACUGUUGUAGUUAUUUGCGCAAUUGUCUGUAACUUUUUUGCGGUUUUCUCAAUCGCUUGGGUAACAGAUUGGAGCGGAAGCAUUGGACUUUUUCCCCUUUGGGAUAUCACAAUCGGAUGGUAUAUAGCUGCAAGCUCACUGAUGUAUGUAUCAUUUCUUUGUAGUGUUCUAGUAUUUAUUCAGUUGAUUAUCACUUCCAAUAACGUUAGAAAGAACGGAUAUUCUCACUUGCAAAGAGGAAAAUUCAUUUCAAUUGCAGUUUUCUCACUGCUCAUCACAGUUUCAACAGCUGUUGCCGUUAUUCUGAUCGCUGUCAAUUUGCCACAUAUGAACAAAAAAUAUUACGACAAUGCUACCCUGGGAUACUCUGCAUGGUUCAGUGUAGCUGGUGCAGUGUUCUACCUCGUUGUCGCUGGCUUCUCAAUCAGUUACGCACGUGUAGAGUGUAGUUUUACUAAAUCGCAAGAACCAUGUUCUAUCAUCUAAUGUUUUUUUUAAUUUCAAAUUUCAAACUUGAAUAAAA
Messenger RNA from Caenorhabditis elegans, 550 nucleotides. RefSeq names its product DNA damage-regulated autophagy modulator protein 2 (gene clc-12). The record is from RefSeq and is marked reviewed. The transcript is spliced from 4 exons. Lineage: Eukaryota; Metazoa; Nematoda; Chromadorea; Rhabditida; Rhabditidae. Bases 1 to 513 code for a protein of 170 amino acids.